Calypte anna (Anna's hummingbird) is the source of this 2649-nucleotide messenger RNA. It is a transcript of the gene GALNT14, whose product is annotated as polypeptide N-acetylgalactosaminyltransferase 14. Bases 34 to 1695 code for a protein of 553 amino acids. The record is from RefSeq and is a predicted model, not a curated record. The transcript is spliced from 15 exons. NCBI's taxonomy places the organism in Eukaryota, Metazoa, Chordata, Aves, Apodiformes, Trochilidae. Gene Ontology annotation, cellular component: Golgi apparatus.
CGCCCCCCCACACUUCUCCCACAGCCCCCGAAGAUGAGGCGACAGCCCCGGCGCCUGGCGCUGUCUCUGCUGGGGGUGCUCUGGCUCGCCACGCUCCUCCUCCUCUUCUUCUUCGGGGCGAGGAGGAAGUUGGAGGCGGCGGGAGCCGAGGGGCGCACGCCUGAGGGCUCAGAUGUGGACUGGGACGACCUUUGGGAUGAGUUUGAAGAGCGGAGGUACCUGAGCGCCCGGAGAUGGAAGGGUGGAGAGGACCCGUACCGGCUUCAUGCCUUUAACCAGCGGGAGAGCGAGAGGAUCCCCAGUGACCGUGCCAUCCGUGAUACCCGCCACCACAGGUGUACGACUUUGCACUAUGGCCAAGACCUUCCUCCAACCAGCGUUGUCAUCACCUUUCACAAUGAGGCCAGGUCAACCCUCCUAAGGACCAUUCGAAGCGUGCUGAACCGCAGCCCUGUGCACCUCAUCCAUGAAAUCAUACUAGUGGAUGACUUCAGUGAUGAUCCUGAUGACUGCCACUUGCUGCGCAAGCUCCCCAAGGUGAAAUGCUUGCGGAAUGGACAGCGAGAAGGUCUGAUCCGGUCCAGAAUUCGAGGGGCAGAUGUGGCACAAGCUGGAGUUCUGACCUUCCUGGACAGUCACUGUGAGGUGAACAAGGACUGGCUGCUCCCUCUGCUGCAAAGGAUCAAAGAGGAUCCCACCCGAGUAGUCAGCCCCAUUAUUGACAUCAUCAACUUGGACACUUUUGCCUAUGUGGCAGCUUCCUCAGACCUUAGAGGAGGUUUUGACUGGAGUCUGCAUUUCAAAUGGGAGCAGCUUUCCCCAGAGCAGAAAGCCAAACGACUUGAUCCCACUGAACCCAUUAAGACUCCCAUCAUUGCUGGGGGGCUGUUUGUUAUUGACAAAGCCUGGUUCAACCACCUGGGGAAGUAUGACAGUGCCAUGGACAUCUGGGGUGGAGAGAACUUUGAAAUCUCUUUUCGUGUGUGGAUGUGUGGAGGGAGCCUGGAAAUCAUCCCCUGCAGUCGCGUUGGACAUGUCUUCCGGAAGAAACAUCCAUACAUCUUCCCAGAGGGAAAUGCCAAUACAUACAUUAAAAACACCAAACGCACAGCAGAGGUGUGGAUGGACAAAUUCAAGCAGUACUAUUAUGCUGCUCGUCCUGCAGCCCAGGGGAGGCCUUAUGGAAACAUCCAGAGCCGAGUGGAGCUGCGGAAGAGGUUGAAAUGCCACAGCUUCAAGUGGUACCUGGAAAACAUAUAUCCUGAACUCCGGAUUCCCGAGGAAUUGCUCUAUCAAACGGGGGUGAUCAGGCAAAGGCAGAGCUGCCUGGAGUUGCACAAAUCUGAUGCCCAAGAGCUCCCUGUCCUGAGCUUAAACCCUUGUACCAGCAGCAAAAGCACAGCAGCAGCAGCACAGGAAUGGACAUACACAUACAAACACCAAGUUCGCCAGCAGCAGCUGUGUUUGUCUGUGUACACCCUUUUCCCUGGUUCCCAGGUGCUGCUGUCACCUUGCAAAGAAGGUGACAACAAGCAGCGGUGGGGUAAAGUUGGAUCACACAUUGAACACAUGGCUUCACGCUUCUGUUUGGACACUGAGAUGAAUGGGGACACAAAUGAGAGCACCAAAGAGCUUGUCAUCAACCCUUGUGAAAGCACAGCCAUGAGUCAGCGCUGGGAUAUGGUGAUGUCUUGACCUGCUUGAGGACAUACACAGCAAGAAUGGGCACUGACACAUUGCUACACACAGCCAAGAUGCACAAGAUGGAGCUCAAAUGAAAAACCGUUGGGGGUCCUUGUGUGCUGAGGGACAGAAGAAGAAUCAUUCACAUAAAAAUAAGGACAUGGCCCUCCAUACUGAACAACAGAUGUUUCUGCAAGGCAUGUUUAAUAUCCUGUUGGUGAUCAAGCAUUCAAAGAAAAAGGAGUAGCAAGGAACCAAACUUGAACAUUUUAGAGGGAUAGUGGGGCUCCUGUGACAGGCCCCACAGACAUUUGGUGCGUGCAAUAUUUAUUAAUCUCUCUGGAAACACAUGUAGAAGAGCCUUGGAAAUUGAAAGAAGACUUGGUCCCAGAAAAACAGGCAUCUCAAUAGCUUCUGGUGGGUGAGGCAGGUGUGCAAGGAGGGGUUUGCCAAGGGAUGCUUAGAAACAUCACCCGAGUUAUUGUUGCACUUUUCAUUGCUGCGGAUGACUUUGUCCUCUGCAAACAACGUGAGUGGACCUGUGUUGCACAUUCAAAUUUGUAUCUUGUCCAUGUACAUUAUGUGUAUAGAGAGGCAGAGCAGUCGUUUAUGGCUUUGGCCACGAUCAGACCAGCAAGUCCUUGAGGUGUCCUGCUCUGUGCUAACACUAACAGCACAUGGGGGUUGUUGAAUCUCCAAAGCCCAAGCAAACAGAGGAUUCAGUGUGUGAGACUGAAGGAUACAAACUGCUGUCAGUCUGGGAGAAAGGAAGUAACAUGAUUGUUUCUCCUCUCUGAAGGUCAUGAGUUAUCCUCGGUCACCAGAAACUUCCCUUUAAUCCUACCGUGUGUGUCUCACUGCUUUAAAUCUGGAACAAGUCAAAAUUUUCACUUUUUUUCAAUAAAAGUAAAAUUUUUGGUAAUUGAAGAUAAUUGUGUCACAUUUGUGUUUCCCAAUUUCCUGGCU